AUGCAGGAUUCUGUACUGAAUCGCAUUGCUCGUUCGGCAGGAUUGAAUAUGGUUAUUCAAGUGCUGAAUAGACUCUUUUCCUUUCUAAUCAAUGCGAUCCUUAUUCGGUUUGUGUCCAUAGAACUGAUCGGAGUCGUAAAUGUGAGACUCUCUCUCUUUGCUACAACCGUUGUAUUUCUGUCACGUGAACCGAUUCGAAAGGCUUGCCUGGACAAGGGGAAAGAGGAGUGGAGCAAGGUGAAUCAACUUGUAUGGUUGGCUGUACCUACUGGCGUAGUAAUUUCUAUCGUCACUUCACUCAUUUGGCUCUAUGUACUUCCUGAUCCACAGGUCGCUUUCUACAAACAAUCCAUUUUCGUAUUUGCUCUCUCUUCCAUCAUCGCGCUUUGCUCGGAAGUGGGAUAUGUUCUCACACAAAUGACGCUUCACACCAACGUGAAAGUCUUCGUCGAAAGCACAUCCCUCUCCAUCCGAAGCAUCACAAACUGCAUCCUCCUCUGCCUUUUUCCGUCUCUGGGACUCAAAGGAUUCUGUAUCGGCGAGUUCGUCUAUGCUCUCUGCUUCCCUCUACUCUAUGCAGUGCAGAUCGAACGUCUUCUACACAAUCCAGAAACGAGCUCCUCGCUUCCUAUCAAGUCCUUCGCCGAACUCCUUCCCUCCUUUACACUACCAACGGAUUCCUCCAAAGUGCUCUUGCUCUUCUUUAGACAGUCCCUACUGAAGCAGCUUCUAACCGAGGGAGAGCGAUACAUUCUCAGCUUCAGCUCGAUUUCAAUGCACGACCAAGGCGUUUUCGACAUUGUUAACAAUCUCGGCUCGCUCUUCGCUCGCUUCUUAUUCCAGCCCCUCGAAGAAGGGUUCUAUCUCUAUUUCUCCCGUGAGGGAAACCGAACGGGAACCAAAAACCAAACCAUUCUGCACGUUUGUCUCCUCCUUCUCCGCUGCCUGUCCUACUUUGGAUGCAUCGUUAUUGGCUUCGGCUAUCCCUAUGCUUCGGUGCUUCUCUUCCUCUACGGAGGACACCAGCUCGCCACCUCGAUUGCAGUAACGCUGCUUCGCGUCUACUGCGUUUACGUUCUGUUUCUUGGACUGAAUGGCAUUUCGGAAGCUUUCUUCAUGGCCACAGCCGAACCCUCGCGUCUCGAACGCUACAAUUUCGAUAUGAUUCUCUUCUCGAUCGCGUUUGUACUCGCUGCUCGCAUUUGCACGCCGUUCCUCGGCUCUGUUGGAUACAUCGUGGCGAAUAUCGUCAAUAUGGGAUGUCGCUGUAUCCAUCACUUCGGCUACUUGUCUCAAUAUGCGGAGAAGCCCGUGAUUCGAGACAUUGCCGUAGCGCCAGUGUGGCUCGUCUAUGAAAUUGGUGUGUGCGCAAUUCUGGGAUAUCUCGAGACUUUUUUCAAGCCGUUCUCGAUGCGUUCGGUUCUGUUUUUUGUCGGAAUCGGAGCGUGCGCUGGGAUCUCGGUUCUCCUCGUGAUGUGGCUGGUCGAUUCAGCAUCGAUCCAAGCCGCUCGAACGAUUUUCUCAAAGGAAACAAAGCCAGCUGCGAAAUUGGAGUAA
This is a messenger RNA of Blastocystis hominis, 1557 nucleotides long. RefSeq names its product Lipid transporter. NCBI's taxonomy places the organism in Eukaryota, Bigyra, Opalinata, Blastocystidae. Gene Ontology annotation, cellular component: endoplasmic reticulum membrane. Bases 1 to 1557 code for a protein of 518 amino acids. The transcript is spliced from 9 exons. Gene Ontology annotation, biological process: glycolipid translocation; dolichol-linked oligosaccharide biosynthetic process. The record is from RefSeq and is a predicted model, not a curated record.